UAAUUUUAGGACCUUUCUCUUACGACAAUUUCAGGGUUCAUGGGUCGGCGGAAUAAUGCCAUUGGCUGGUCUGGCAGGCGGUAUCCUCGGUGGGCCGCUGAUUGAAUACCUCGGUAGGAAAAACACCAUCCUGGCAACGGCCACCCCGUUCAUCAUCUCCUGGCUGUUGAUUGCCUGUGCCACCCACGUCGCAAUGGUUUUAGUUGGCCGUGCGCUAUCUGGAUUCUCCGUUGGUGUUGCGUCACUGUCCUUGCCGGUAUAUCUGGGCGAAACCGUGCAGCCAGAGGUGCGAGGUACACUCGGACUGCUUCCAACUGCUUUCGGUAACAUCGGUAUUCUACUGUGCUUCGUUGCUGGAAAGUACAUAGACUGGUCCGGACUGGCAUUCUUGGGUGCGGCUUUGCCUGUGCCGUUCUUGAUUUUGAUGUUCUUCAUUCCGGAAACGCCUCGUUGGUAUGUUUCACGAGGACGCGAUGAUCGAGCCCGCAAGGCCCUGCAGUGGCUCCGAGGCAAGAAAGCGGACGUAGAUCCCGAGCUGAAAGGCAUCAUCAAGUCGCAUCAGGAUGCGGAACGACAUGCGUCCCAAAGCGCCAUGCUUGAUCUUAUGAAGAAGGCGAAUCUGAAACCGCUGCUUAUUUCGCUAGGCUUGAUGUUCUUCCAACAGUUGUCCGGUAUCAACGCCGUUAUUUUCUACACUGUGCAGAUCUUCCAGGACGCUGGCUCAACGAUCGACGAGAACCUGUGUACGAUCAUUGUCGGUGUUGUGAAUUUCAUUGCUACGUUCAUUGCUACAAUGCUCAUUGAUCGGUUAGGCAGAAAGAUGCUGCUCUAUAUUUCCGACGUAGCCAUGAUCAUUACUCUGAUGACGCUAGGUGGCUUCUUCUAUGUGAAGAACAACGGACAAGACGUCUCACAAGUCGGGUGGUUGCCAUUGGCGGCAUUUGUGAUAUACGUCCUUGGAUUCUCAUUAGGAUUUGGCCCCAUCCCAUGGUUGAUGAUGGGUGAAAUUUUGCCUGGCAAAAUCCGUGGCUCUGCCGCAUCAGUAGCGACCGCUUUCAAUUGGUCAUGUACCUUUGUCGUCACAAAGACGUUCUCGGAUAUCAUUCAAUCCAUCGGAACGCACGGUACCUUCUGGAUGUUCGGAUCGAUUUGUGUGGUCGGUCUGGUGUUCGUGAUAGUGUACGUGCCGGAAACGCAAGGUAAAUCCCUCGAGGACAUCGAACGGAAAAUGAUGGGCCGCGUGCGACGAAUGAGCUCGGUGGCCAACAUCAAACCGCUGUCGUUCAAUAUGUAGAGCUUCGUAACCACUCUACAGUGCGAACGUUCGCGAAUUAGUCUUCAAUUGCUAGUAGGAAAAUACCAGUCGUAUGGUGCGUGAGAGUUUAGGGAUAAAAUAGUUAACUCACGAACAGCCAUAUAAAUUACGCUAAAUGUUCUUCAGUGAACCGUGCCUAGAAUGUUCAACUUUAGCAUCCUUGCUCGGGGGGGUUAAAUUGCGAGAUUAUGGUUAGGCAACAAACUAUAGAGAUUCUUUGUGAUAUAUCAAGAGAACGAAAUCUAGACAGUGUCCCUCAUAGAGGAAUGAAAUAUUGAAAAGGAAAAAAAACAUAAAUCAUGCAAUAGUUCAAAACUAAUCAAUGGUAGUCUAGUUGCAGUCGGCUCAGAAAUGCAUCAUAUGUAUUUAUGAUAUGAUUGUUAUAUUGAGUAUAGAAUUGAGAAAGUAUAUUUCAUGUUCUACAUCGGAAUGAUCAGAAUUUCACUUAGACAAAAAUAAAUGAGAUUGAGGGGCAGCUAUAGCGACGGAAGUAGUAGGGUAUCAAUGUACAUAUUUUUCAAUUGUUAGUAAUCAGUUCCUUUUCGAAGAUAAUUUCUUCAUUUUAAACUAUGCAAAACUUGGACGCUAUAGAUCGAUAGGAUAUACCGCUUAUUCAUGACAAAAUUGGAGCCAAAAAUUAGGUUAUGUUUUAUUUAGCGAUGAGCCUCUGAAGAUAAAAAAUCUACGCUCGUUCUCAGAAGUAGUCAAAACUUCAAAAGGAAUCUCAUGAAGAUUGUUUCCGAACUUGACACUUUGUCUAGCUGAGGUAAGAAUUAAUUAAUUUUAAGUUCAUAAAUUAAGCAUAACGAAUAGCAUAAAAAUUAUGUAUGACACAAUGCUUAUUUAAUGUAUAAUAAUUCUUAUAUUGAAUAAAUAAUUUAUAUAAAUAUUUUUUAUUGACUGUA
This is a messenger RNA of Armigeres subalbatus, 2220 nucleotides long. RefSeq names its product facilitated trehalose transporter Tret1. The coding region runs from base 56 to 1294 and encodes 412 amino acids. Gene Ontology annotation, molecular function: sugar transmembrane transporter activity. Lineage: Eukaryota; Metazoa; Arthropoda; Insecta; Diptera; Culicidae. Gene Ontology annotation, cellular component: membrane. The record is from RefSeq and is a predicted model, not a curated record. The transcript has 3 exons. Gene Ontology annotation, biological process: carbohydrate transport; transmembrane transport.